Molecule: messenger RNA, 3235 nt
Organism: Juglans microcarpa x Juglans regia
Lineage: Eukaryota; Viridiplantae; Streptophyta; Magnoliopsida; Fagales; Juglandaceae
Product: probable receptor-like protein kinase At4g39110
Exons: 1
Coding region: 5-2794 (929 amino acids)
Biological process (GO): protein autophosphorylation
Cellular component (GO): plasma membrane; plasmodesma
Molecular function (GO): transmembrane receptor protein tyrosine kinase activity; ATP binding
Source: RefSeq, a predicted model, not a curated record
GGAAAUGCAAACUCCAUUCAGGCUGGCAAUGCCUUCUCUCCAGCUAUUCCCAGGAAAACAGCAACAAACCGAUAAGGAAUUACCCAUUAUAGACAAACAAGAAAGACUCAUUUUUUUUCCGAGACCAUUUGUUAGUCUCUCUCCUCCAUUCGACCCACCUCCUCGCCCAGGAGGGAUGGAGAUAGGAAAGAAACCAAGAAAGUUUCCCUUAGCCAAUCUCUUUCUAUCCUCCUUGCCAUCACCUUCUUCAUCAUCGAUGGCUGUCCUCCUGGUCCUUAUCUACGCCUUCUUUUCCUCCUCCACCACAGCCUUUUCGGCCUUCGCUCCCUUCGUUCCCCAGGACAACUUCCUCAUUGACUCUGGCGCCGAUAAAUUAGCCACUCUUCCUGACGGAAGAGUUUUCAAAACAGAAGGGCAAUCCAAGCAAUUCUUACUAGCCAAGGAUGACAUCAAGGUUUCAGUCGAAAAAGCGGAUGUUCCUUCGCCUAUUUACUUGUCUGCGAGGAUCUUUGUCCAGGAAGCCACGUACUCCUUCCCCUUGACCCGGCCCGGCUGGCAUUGGGUUCGCCUCCAUUUCUACCCCCUCAACAAUGACCAAUUCGACCUCAUGAAGGCCACUUUCUCUGUCAACACCGAUAAGUAUGUGCUUCUACAUAGCUUCAACAUGAACAACAGCUCAAAAUACGUCCUCAAGGAGUAUCUUUUUAACGUGACCGAACCACUAUUCUCAAUCAAGUUCGUGCCCAUGAAGAAUUCCGCUGCUUUCAUAAAUGCCAUUGAGGUGGUUUCGGCUCCCGACGACUUGAUCACCGACGUUGCCAACGAGCUUUCGCCUGUAGGAGAUUUUUCGGGGCUUUCUACAUACGCUUACCAAACCUCGUAUCGGCUUAAUAUGGGAGGACCCCUCAUCACCUCCGGAAACGACACGCUCGGAAGGACUUGGCUGCCCGACGAGUCGUACCUCAAGUCCACAAGCUUGGCGAAGAGCGUCUCCGUUGCGACCACGAUAGUAAAGUACCCCGAGGGGAUAACGCCCCAGAUCGCCCCACAAGCGGUGUAUGCUUCUGCUGUUGAAAUGGCCGAUGCGCAGGUUAGCCAGCCUAAUUUCAAUGUGACAUGGAACUUUGAGGCAGACUCGGCUUUUGGAUACCUCAUUAGGCUUCAUUUCUGUGACAUUGUGAGCAAAGCACUCAAUAACCUCUACUUCAACGUCUACAUUAAUGGGAAAAUGGCGAUAUCUGAUUUGGAUUUGUCUCACACCCUGAAUGGUUUGGCGAUGGCUUACUACAAGGAUAUUGUGGUUAACGCUUCCUUGAUGUCUAAUGGACUAAGUGUCCAGAUUGGUCCAUCUAAAUUGGGUUCUGGUGAUUUGAACGCCAUCUUGAACGGUCUAGAGGUCUUGAAACUAAGCAAUUCGGUGAAUAGUCUUGACGGAGAAUUCGGGGUCAAUGGAGACAGGGUAGCUAACGGGAGCACCCGCCAUACCGUGGCUGCAGUAGGGUUUGCGAUGAUGUUUGGAGCCUUUAUUGGUCUUGGUGCAAUGGUGAUCAAGUGGCACAAGCGGCCUCAAGACUGGCAGAAGAGAAACAGCUUCUCUUCGUGGUUGCUUCCUCUUCAUGCCGGUGACACGAGCUUCAUGACAAGCAAGAACUCUUUGGGAUCUCAGAAGAGCAACUUUUACUCCUCAACUUUGGGAUUGGGCCGGUACUUCUCAUUCGCGGAGUUGCAGGAGGCAACCAAGAAUUUCGAUUCCAAUGCAGUGAUUGGCGUUGGUGGCUUUGGAAAUGUGUAUCUCGGGGAGAUCGAUGAUGGGACUCAAGUCGCAGUCAAGCGCGGGAACCCGCAAUCUGAACAAGGCAUUACAGAAUUCCAGACCGAGAUUCAGAUGUUGUCGAAGCUACGGCACAGGCAUUUGGUGUCCCUGAUUGGAUACUGCGACGAAAACUCGGAGAUGAUAUUAGUUUAUGAGUACAUGUCCAAUGGUCCUUUCAGGGAUCAUUUGUAUGGCAAGGACUUGCCCCCAUUGUCAUGGAAGCAGAGGCUGGAAAUCUGCAUAGGUGCGGCUCGGGGGCUUCACUACCUUCACACUGGCACUGCACAGGGUAUCAUCCAUCGUGACGUUAAGACCACCAACAUCUUGCUUGAUGAAAACUUCACUGCCAAAGUUGCUGAUUUCGGGCUCUCAAAGGAUGCUCCCAUGGGGCAAGGCCAUGUAAGUACUGCAGUGAAGGGAAGCUUCGGGUACUUGGACCCUGAGUAUUUCAGGAGGCAGCAAUUGACAGAUAAGUCGGACGUGUACUCGUUUGGGGUGGUUCUGCUUGAGGCACUCUGUGCAAGGCCUGCCAUUAACCCGGCGCUCCCUCGGGAACAAGUUAACUUGGCUGAUUGGGGAAUGCAAUGGAAGAGGAAGGGCUUGCUUGAUAAAAUCAUUGACCCUCUACUUGUUGGCUCCAUAAAUCCUGAAUCAAUGAAAAAGUUUGCCGAGGCUUCUGAGAAGUGCUUGGCCGAACAUGGGGUGGACCGGCCAACAAUGGGAGAUGUGCUGUGGAAUUUGGAGUAUGCUCUUCAGCUUCAAGAGGCUUUCUCACAAGGAAAGGAAGAGGAUGAAACCAAAUCCUCUGCCACUGUUCCAGCCUCUCCUGCUGUUGUGGAUACCCCACCUACUCCCACCUCUGACAGUCGUCCGGUCUCUAAUCCAGAACAGAAUAACAGUACUCCAGCUCAAGUUCAGGCCAUUGAUGAGCAUUCAGGAACAGCAAUGUUUGCCCAGUUUGCUAAUCUCAAUGGCAGGUAAUUGACACGUGGAAUGGGGGUCUAUAUCAGUACGAGUUUAAGCAUCUGCUGGAAGUUCAAUAUAUCAUUGGUAAUGGUGGUGGUGAUGGUUUUACUGCUUUAUCAUGAGUGGGACAUAUUAGCAAAAUUCCAAGCUUUGUGCGCUUCCACUUUUCUCAUAUAAUGGUGUGCAAUGCUCUAUCAAAAUGAUUGUUCAUCUGCACUAGCUCUCCUCUCUGGACUGGAUUAUUAGGUUCCCAUAGUCAUGGCCAUAUUCUGUAUUGUCUGUAUCGUAUGAUUAAUGUACUGUUAUAUGAAAGGAUGUAUGCCCUGCACUACUAGUAAUACUAUACAAUAUUACUAUUAUAUUAGAGCAUCAUGUUUUGUACUUGUAUUCAGGGUAGAGUAUGCAACUUAAAGAGUGAUUUUUUCAGCAAGUUAAGGAUAAUGAUUUUAUCUGCGU